CGCCUGGCCCUCUCACAUGACAGCCAGGCGAAUGCGGAAAAGGGCUGGCGGCCGGGGUCGGAAGCAGGGCGGGCGAAGGAAGCGCGCGAGAGACUCCGCUUUAAGCUUUGCCUGCCUUCCCGGUAAACGCGCUCGAUUCUCUCGCUUUGCUGCUCCAUCGAGUGGGGAGCCCUUCCUUGGGUCUUUCUAAGAAAGCGAGAUAGGGCGGGCGAGUCUUCUUCCGAGUUCCUGUCGCAGCAUCGUAACUGUGCACAUGACUGAAAAAACACUUCUGGGAGUGGCAUGUUUGGUCCCCUGGCCCCUAAAUUAGGGGUGUGCUGGCUCGGAAAGAGGUGAUCCUUGCAGACAGAAAACCAGGAAGUGACUCUUUUCUGAGUUCCGGUAUUACAGAAACUACGAUUGAACGUACAGGGUUUUUCCCUCUAGGUAACACGAAGUGUGCUUUUUUCCCCCUCCUUCACGUGGUUGUCCACUCAGGAAAGGCAGGAGGCGGUAGCACACGCUUCCUUUAAUUGGGUUUGGUGUUCAGUCAUGGUGGGCCAUCACGACCACAUGUUCAAAGUCUUAAUUAUUGGUGAUGCCACAGUUGGGAAGACAUCAUUGGUCCAGCGAUAUGCUAAUGACAACUUCAACAAGCACUACAAGUCUACAGUAGGAGUGGAUUUUGCUCUGAAGGUGGUGCAAUGGUCAGAGUCUGAAACAGUGAGGCUGCAGCUAUGGGACAUUGCUGGUCAGGAACGUUUCACAUCUAUGACUCGACUGUAUUACAAGGAGGCAUCAGCUUGUGUCAUCAUGUUUGAUGUCACCAGCUUCAGCACAUUCACUAGCUGCCAGAAAUGGAAACAAGAUUUGGACAGCAAGGUGAAGCUGCAAGAUGGAAGCCUUGUCCCUUGUCUGUUAUUGGCUAAUAAGAGUGAUCUUUAUCCAUGGGCUGUGACUAGAGAAGAAAUUGAUCGGUUCAGCAAAGAGAAUGGCUUUACUGGUUGGACUGAGAUAUCUGUCAAGGAAAACAAAAAUGUAAAUGAAUCAAUGAGGGUCCUUAUUGAAAAGAUGAUGGCCACAACUUUGCCAGGUGAUAGAGACAUGUCUAUUUCAGGCCAUGGGGACUACAUCAAUUUGAAAGAUGGAUCCACGCCCAGCUGGGGUUGCUGCUAACUGCAUUUGCUUUUUCAUCUGAUCAGAGGUCUAGAGUGCCAUUCAGACAAAUCUAUAUGAUAGUUUUAAAAGCACUAGCAAAUUCUCUGUCUGCACUGUUGAGAAAAUCAGAAGAGAAAGCAAUCCUUCAGUUUGGCAGGGACAAUGGAAAGUACUGUCUUGGCUGCUUAUGAACCACUGGUGUGUGCUUUCUCCAUUCCAUUCAGCAUUUCCCCUUCAGCUUCCUCAGGAUCCAUGAAGGAUCUUCUGCAUUUGAAGGAAGAUCUCCACUCCUCUUGAUCAAAAAUACCAUUGCAGGAAGUAUGGGUAUUGGGACCUUUCAACACUCCAAAAGCCUAGCCUAAGGAAUCUUCUUGUGGUUGACUGUCGUAUCUGAUAAGUCUUCCUCUGCUCACAUUCAAAACAGACUUCUUUUAAUGAAUCUUUUGUGGAAAGAGGCUUUGGACUGCCUUGUGACGCAGCUGCCGAAUCCUCUUAUUGUGGCUUUUCUUGAAGUGCCAUUUUUUGCCAUGAAAAGCCAGUUGCUGCUUUUGUCCUUUUUGCCAAUAAUGUCAUGUCUAAGCUUAGGGAAGUUUUAUGAACUGUGGCCUUCUUUGUCCCUGCUUUUAUGUCAGACAUGCGAUUGUUAAGCUCUUUCUUGAAGUUAUUUUAUUAGAGAGCCAGCAGUGAAGAGAGGCAAAAGCCAUAGACUUCUUUGCAUUGAUACACCUUACUAGGGCACUAGCCAUAUUUGUUGUCUUUAUACCCCUUUCUCUUGCAAGAUCUAAUUUGCCUCUUUCAGAUUCUGAUGAAUUACUUCCCUUCAGCCAUUCAACUAAAUAGGGUUAGAUAGCCAGCGUAGCAGGCUGUUUGAAAGACCACCUACUGGUUUAGUGAUCUGAGCAACAAAACAUAGAAUAGAGAGCACAGCAGGACAAAAAGCAAGAGUUCAAAUAUUUCCUGUGCCUUUUUAUUUUUUAAAUAGCAGGAAUUUACCCAAUUUUACCAGGAUUAUUAGCUGGUAGCCUUCUGUUUUUGGUGAACAUAUGAAAUUAAAGCUACUUAGGUUUUUAUAAAUUGGUCAGCUCAUAAUUCAGGAAGGCUGAUGCUGCAAAAUGGUCAGAAAUACUGAAGUAUUUGAAUUUUUAAUAUUCCUUUUUAAAAUGAACAGUCAGGGAAGUGCAAUGGUUGAAAGUAAAAUAUUUUGGGGGUGAAAAAGGUGUCAGAAAUUAUUGGGAGGACUGAUUGCAAGUAGAUCUUUUAUUGUCUGUCAGCAUUUGCCUCUUGGCUGUGCUAACUUUACAGAGGAUUUCAAACAGCAAGGCUUGGAAAGCUUUCAGAUAGGUGCUUUGCAAAGGUUGACACAGCCAUUGUUCCAGAAGACUCCCAAUGGCUGCUUCAAGGGCUUUACCAGAUUCCCUUUACGUGGUGUGCAUACAUGGGCACUUCACUUUGUGGUCCAUCUGAGCAGAGCAAACUCAUGCACUAACAACUUGGAAACCUCUUGUACUUCAAGACAGGAUGCUUUGUAGAGCUUCCUUUCCAGGGCUGUGCAACAGUCUAAGUUGAAUAGUGGGUGGGUUCCUACGUCAGCUUCUCUGUGUGUAUGCGUAUACUGUUGAGAGAUUAUAUCAAUUCCAGGGGCCUUCUCUUUGAACCACAAGAAUUAGAAAAGUGUUUUUCAAACUUGACAACUUUAAGAUGUGUGGCUGGGGAAUUCUGGGAGCUGAAGUCCACACAUCUUAAAGUUGCCAAGUUUGAAAAACACUGAUUUAGUGGAUGAAAUUUAGUAACUGCUCCUAACUGGAAGUUAUGAGCACUGGAUAGGGAAUAAGAUCUUUACAUUUAGAUAGCCUUCUUAAUGGCAAUCUCUUCUUUAUCUCCAAUCUUUUAAAAAAUGGUUGACUUUUGUACUGUAUUAGAAAAACGCUGUAGCGUUCAAUAAAAAGGUCAAACUGAACCACUUUUUAAAGGGGUUCUGAAUGGGGGAACUGUGCUCCAAAACUUUUGUUUUGGUGUACAGUACUGUAUUCAAGCAUCACUCUGUCCUGUUUUAAACGGGGAACAGCAAAAGUAGCAUAACAUUCUUCCUAUACUAAUAAUACAAAUAUUCUAUUUGAGUUAAGAAAAUAUUAGGAAAAGAAUUUCAGUGAAGAGUUGUGUGGAAAAUUUCUCAUCAACAUACGUUGGGGAGAAUCCUUAUGAGAUAGUCAUCCUUUCUGUCUGAAAGAUAACAGUAGUUCUUGUACCAUCUUUGGGAAGCAGUGUGUGAUGCAGAACUGAAUGUCUGUCCAAAAGGAAUCGCUGUUAACUAAUUGGUCUGAAGAUGUUUUAGCAUGUUGCACAAUUUUUUUUUCCAAAUUGCAUUUCUGGCAUAGCAUCAUUUCCUUUUGAUGGUAGUAAAGCAUGGGAAUUUAAUGGAUUACAUCUUAACUUAUGAAUUAAGCUCAAUGCAGCUACUUUGACUAUAAUGGGAGACUUUGUGGGAACAAUAUAAGAAUGCUUGAUGCUUGAGAGGAACAGGUAUAGAAUUUUAUGUUGGAUAACUUUUGCACUGUGCUUUUUUUAAUCACACAAUUUCUCAACUUGGCCUUUUAAACAAUAAAUAUGCUUUUUAAAAAUAAAACAAAAACCUCAAAUUGUUAUUUGCACCUAUUUAUUGGCUCAUGAACAUUUUUUGAAAGCCUCAGUGGUAAGGAAAACAGCAGACUUCCCCUGGACAAUCAUGAAAGUACCAACAGGAAUGCAAGGUAUAUAAUUAAACACAAAACUACAGGAAUUUAAAAUAAAGUUUUACAAAACAACUGAUAGCUUGAUGAUUAAUUCUGGUUUGUGGCUGGUCUUAAAUUGUUUGCAGCACUCUUUCUGCCUGGUCUUAUAGUGAGCGUGGUACUUGCUUAAAUGUUCUGUGUUAGACUUUCAACAAUUGUCCAAAAACAGCAUAUACACUGCUUACAAAUACCAAUUACAAAUACAACAAAUAUCAUCUAAAAACUUUUGUACAAGCUCCUUUGUUGGCAGCAGGUAAAGAGAAAGCCUUCAGUAGAGAUGAACUUCAGUGAUCAUUCCUUUUAAUUUUUUUAAAGGAAAAAUGAAUUUCUGCUUCAGUGUCUAAAACUUAAAUAAGUGCACAAAAAGGCCUUUGAGUUGAUAAUGAAACCGUUUUGUGCUUAUAAAUUCAUUGUGCCUUCUGUAGAUUUAACCUCUUCCUUUCAAGAUUGCUUGUAACCCUUCCUAUUCAUCUAACUGAUAUUGCAGAGUUAAAAGCAAGUGGAAGAAGACGUUCUUUACCAUCCUAUGCCUUCCCCUAAAAAUGAAACAUCCCCUUGAUGAUAUCCUGUCUUAUGGAUAGAUUCCGCUGCCCAUGAGUAGGACACAGUUCUUUUUCAUAUAAGGAGGCUACCUUCUAUAUAAUGUGGAGGCUACAAGCUUCUUAGCUGGUAAAGUUUGGAUGUGCGGAAUGAGAUUAGCCAGUGUUUCUCAGUGCAGGCAAUUUGAGGGUGAAGAGUAUCAGUUACAAAAUCAGCUUUAGAAUAACAUCAAUGCUUCCACACUUGGUGAAUAUUUGGAGAUACCUAAAUUGUAUUGGCAUACUUUUUCUGAUUCUUCUAUAUGAUGUCAUAUGGUAUACAAAUUUAAUAAUUAUUUAACCAUUAUCUUCACAUUCCUUCUUAGACUACAGAAUAUACAGCAUUCACUUACGUAGACAGAUAGAGCAGGGGUUUACACACAUGCUAUAUACAAACCCCUCCCCCCAAAGUGUGGAAGAUAAAUGGCUGCUCUACAUGUAACUUCAGAGAGAGACUGAAUGGGUAGCCAUAGGAGUUAGAAUAACUUCCAGUAAUGAAAUUGCUAUAAUCAAAUAUUCAUAACAAGGAGAAUACAGGUUCCAUGUGUAUGUAUUAUAUAAAAUUCUGCCCAUACCUUAAUAGCUCUGGAUGGCUUACAAAGACAGUGAAAACAUCCAUAAAACAUUAAAAACAUGACAAUUAUAAAAUAUAAAACUAAAAUGCUAGCAUUAGUUUUAUGUAUUCAUUUAAUUAUUUUAUGUUGCUUCAAUCACAAAAACUCUAAACGGACAUACACAGGUGGCCCUGCUACUACUUGUGUUGCUACAUUCUGGACCAGCUGCAAUUUGGAUUUAUUGAAUUAUUAUUUAUUGAAUGUAUUCAAUUGAGUCUUGUCUGAAUUAGGCUUCAGUUUAUUCUACUACAUCCAUACUGUGUGUGAUUCCUGUAAUUAUACAGAAAUCCAGUUAAAAUACUUAAUACAUAGAUCCAAAUAUGUUAAUGUUUUCUAUGAAUACAUAUUGUUCAAUAACUAAUGCAGUAUUUUUUUAAAAACACAAUUUUUUUCCUACCCAAAUGUAAAAUUGUUCAUUUGUUCCUAAUGAGAUUUAUCUUUCUGCCCUUUGUUCCAGCUUGUUAAUUUCCUCCUGAAUCUUGAUACUAACCCCUAAGGUACUCCAUUUUUGUGUCAGCUACAAAUGUGAUAAUCCUAUUUUCUAACCUCUUACUCUUACCACUUACCCAAGGAAUUUUGUUUAUAAAUAAAUUGAACAGCAUAGGGCCUAGAAUGGACUCUGUCAUGAC
Messenger RNA from Python bivittatus (Burmese python), 5726 nucleotides. It is a transcript of the gene RAB29, whose product is annotated as RAB29, member RAS oncogene family. The record is from RefSeq and is a predicted model, not a curated record. Gene Ontology annotation, biological process: phagosome-lysosome fusion; endosome to lysosome transport. Gene Ontology annotation, molecular function: GTP binding; GTPase activity. Gene Ontology annotation, cellular component: trans-Golgi network; late endosome; phagocytic vesicle. NCBI's taxonomy places the organism in Eukaryota, Metazoa, Chordata, Lepidosauria, Squamata, Pythonidae.